Sinocyclocheilus grahami is the source of this 4794-nucleotide messenger RNA. RefSeq names its product SEC14-like protein 1. NCBI's taxonomy places the organism in Eukaryota, Metazoa, Chordata, Actinopteri, Cypriniformes, Cyprinidae. Bases 234 to 2420 code for a protein of 728 amino acids. Gene Ontology annotation, molecular function: RIG-I binding. The record is from RefSeq and is a predicted model, not a curated record. Gene Ontology annotation, cellular component: cytosol; cytoplasm. The transcript has 17 exons. Gene Ontology annotation, biological process: negative regulation of RIG-I signaling pathway.
UCUGAUCCAGCUACGUUACUUCAUCGUGCUACAGGCUGCAGCGAGGACCUUUUGGGAGUGGAAGCACUGCUCGGCUUUGAUUCAGAGAGAUCAUUUCAGUCAUGGAUAUUUCAGAACCCACCAAUCCUAACAUCUUUCACAUUCAUUAGGACUGCUUUAUUUUCUGCUACGAAUGAUCUCUUUUCAGUUCCUUGUACUUUGUUUCAGUUCUCGGCACCGUUGUUGGCUCUACCAUGGUGCAGAAGUAUCAGUCCCCAGUGAGGGUGUACAAACAUCCUUUUGAACUGGUCAUGGCAGCAUAUGAGAGGAGGUUUCCCACCUGUCAUUUGAUCCCCAUGUUUGUGGACAGUGAUGUGAUCAGUGAGGAGACCAGUGAGGAUCGAUCUUUUCAUAGGAUUGAGAGGAGGUGUAAACUUGACGUGGAUGCACCACGACUCCUCAAACGGAUUGCAGGUGUGGAUUAUGUCUACUUCAUUCAGAAGAACUCUCUGAACCACAGAGAAAGAACUCUUCAUAUUGAAUCUCACAAUGAAACCUUCUCCAACAGAGUCAUCAUUCAUGAACUCUGCUGUUACUCGGUUCACCCAGAAAAUGAAGAAUGGACAUGUUUUGAACAAUCUGCCAGUCUGGACAUCAAAUCUUUCUUUGGUUUUGAGAGCACAGUGGAGAAGAUCGCGAUGAAACAGUAUGCCAGCAGCAUCAAAAAGGGUAAGGAGAUUAUUGAAUACUACCUGAGGGAGCUAGAGGAAGAAGGUGUAACUUGCGUACCUCGGUGGAGCCCUUGCCCACCAUCACCCACAAAGCCCAUGGUGCCAGUUGUUAUCCCUGCAUUGCCUAUCACUCCCACAAUCACCAUUGAAGCCCCUCCUGAGAGCAUGAAUGAGAUUCAAGUGUGUAAAGAGGGCAGCAGUCCUCUGGGCAGCCUGAAUGACGCCCUUGUAGCCAGUCCAGACGAUAAACUGGAUGCAGACUACAUCAAACGUUAUCUGGGUGACCUCACACCCCUUCAGGAGAGCUGUCUGAUUCGCCUGCGCCGCUGGUUGCAGGAGACACACAAGGGCAAGAUCCCAAAAGAUGAGCAUAUUCUAAGGUUCCUGCGUGCACGGGACUUCAACAUAGAUAAGGCACGAGAGAUCCUUUGUCAGAGUCUGACCUGGAGGAAGCAGCAUCAGGUGGACUACCUUCUGGAUACCUGGAGCUCUCCUCAUGUGUUGCACGAUUACUACACCGGAGGCUGGCACCACCACGACAAGGAUGGCAGGCCUCUGUAUAUCCUACGCCUAGGACAUAUGGACACUAAAGGACUGGUUCGAGCACUUGGAGAAGAAUCCCUGCUCAGACAUGUGCUGUCAAUCAAUGAAGAGGGUCUGAGACGCUGUGAGGAGAACACCAAAGUCUUUGGUCGGCCAAUUAGUUGUUGGACAUGUCUUGUCGAUCUUGAGGGGCUCAAUAUGAGGCAUCUGUGGCGUCCUGGAGUCAAAGCUUUGCUGAGGAUUAUUGAGGUGGUGGAGGCCAAUUACCCAGAGACCCUGGGCCGUCUACUCAUCCUCAGAGCUCCCAGAGUCUUUCCUGUCCUGUGGACUCUGGUGAGCCCUUUCAUUGAUGAGAAUACACGAAAGAAGUUCCUGAUCUAUGCAGGAAAUGACUACCAGGGCCCUGGCGGUCUUGUGGACUACAUUGAUAAAGAAAUCAUCCCUGACUUCCUUGGAGGAGAGUGUAUGUGUGAAGUGCCAGAGGGCGGCCUGGUUCCCAAGUCACUGUACAGAACUGCAGAAGAACUGGAGAAUGAUGAGAUCAGACUUUGGACAGAGACUAUUUACCAAAGUGCCAGCAUCUUCAAAGGAGCACCACAUGAGCUACUGAUUGAGAUCAUUGAUGCCUCCUCAGUCAUCACUUGGGACUUUGAUGUAUGUAAAGGUGAUGUGAUCUUCAAUAUCUAUCACUCUAAACGGGCUCCACAGCCGCCUAGGAAAGAUCCGCUGGCUACCCAUGGCAUCACCUCUCCUGCAGGCAACAACGUGCAGCUUAUUGAUAAAUCUUGGCUGCUGGGACAGGACUACAGCAUGGUAGAGUCACCCCUCACCUGCAAAGAGGGAGAAAGUGUACAGGGUUCACAUGUGACGCGAUGGCCAGGAUUCUAUAUUUUGCAAUGGAAGUUCCACUCUAUGCCAGCAUGUGCCACUACAAACCUACCCCGGGUGGAUGAUGUUCUGGCUACUCUGCAGGUGUCCUCUCACAAGUGCAAAGUCAUGUACUACACUGAGGUUCUGGGCUCAGAGGACUUUAGAACGGCUUGCUGCGAUGUACAGAGUUUGGGCUCAAUGACCAGUCUGGAAUCCAGUCACAGUGGUUUCUCUCAGCUCAGCGCCGCCACCACAUCCUCCAGCCAGUCACAGUCCAACUCUAUGAUCUCCAGGUAGAAUAGAAAGAGAUUUAGGCUCUAAAAUGUUUUAUCAGUUCAGUUUCUAGAUUCUCAAUAAACCAUUACUAUUCUUUCUCUGUUAUCUAUCCCAACACUGUAUCACUCCAUGUCAAGGACCUGACGCAUGCUCACACAACUAAAAAGAGUAUAAAAGAUAAACUUACCUAAAAGGAUUUUAGUGGUGGUAGGGUUUUUUUUUUUAUGGUUAAAGGGCUUGAAUCUGCUUUGCCAUAGCGCUCAGCUGAGCCGCAGGUCAGUUCAUAGGCCGAUUGUGCUUUGUGUGAGUGUCCGAAGGAGCUCACACUUUACCAUGCAUUUCUACAUUUCCCAUGGACUGCAUGCUGAACUAAGCAAUACAUGUUCUUCAGAUUGGGAAAGAGCCUGAAAUGAAUGCGCUCACUUACACAUCUCAAAUACUGCACAUAACUACAUAUAUGCACUUAGAUCUGCCAUAUCACUAGGAGCUCAUCCUCUUGGUGAAUUGUUGUUAGGUCAGUGGGAGGGCAUCUGCAAUAAUUUAGAAGAAAUUUGUACUAUUUGAAUUUCUAUUUAUCAUAAAAUGUUUAAGGAGACUGGGUUAAGUCUUCUUGGGUGCUACAAGCUUGUUUCCUCAUUGUUAGUGUGUAGCUAGACUUGCAUUUUGAAAAUGGCAAAGUGUUCAGUGAAAUAGUCACAGUGUUAGAUAUAGUCUUCAGUGCUUACUACUAGUGUUAGCUUGAAUUUUGGCUUUGUGGAAAUGCCUUGAUAUCGAACCUCAGACUUGCUGCUGAUCAGUUCCUAUGCAGUCAGCCAAUCAGUGCUUGGAAUGGUCAUUCGUAUAUUAAUAGGUCAAAGCAUUCUUUAAAGACAGCUUUACUGGAAGAGGGGCAGUGUAAAUUUUGUAGUGAAUUUUAUCGUUGCUCCAACAGAAUAGUUAAAUUUGUUUUUAUUUUUUCUGUAUUAUAAAAGGAAAGAAAAGUUUUUUUUUGGGGGGGGGGGGGGGGGGGGGGGUUGCCUCUUUCGUUUGACCGUUUCAAUUAGCAAAAUCUUGAAAUGGAGUGGGGUUGUCUAGUGAACACAAUCUAGUGAAACAUGCUCCUUAAAGACUUUGUUCAGGUUAGAAUAUCAAUCAGAAUUUAAAACAAUAUGCUCAAUAAAUGGAUGAGAGCAUGUCCAUUAAUCCAGGUGACUUUAACAUGUUUGACAACCUGCACAAUAAACUAGUCUCACCUGUUUAAUGUCCUGUGAGAAUAUGUCUGUUUCCAGGUGAGGUUUACCUGAGGACAGUGGAUGUACUCACAUUUAACUUGCAACGGUUGUUUGAAUCAUGCUGGAGCCAAUAGUCUAAAAAUACUCCCUCUCCUUCAUUUCUUAGACUUAUUAGUCCUGAUCUCAUGGACAGGACACUUUGGGGAAAAGGAGAUUGUUACACUUAACAACUAGUUUUUGCAUGUCAUCCUAGAAUGCUGAUCGUAAUAUGAUACAUUUACAGUGUACUAAUAUUCUGGAAGUGUAAUAACAGUAAAAAAGUAAAGGAGGAACAAGUAAUAUUUUGUUUGUUGGUUUAAAAAAAAUUUAAAUUUUGUCAUGAGAACUUUUAGGAUUAUUUUACAACUGUUAAGUUUAUAGGUUGAUGUUUUUAGCGUGGCGUAAAUACAAUACAACUUUAAAUGCAAUUUGGGUUUCUACGGAAAUCCUAUAUCAAGCUACCAUCCCUUAAAACUUCUAAACAUCUGUGAAGCACAUAUUCUGAACCAUGUGUACUUUGAAAUCCUCUCAUUUGACUACAAGCUGCCAGUCAGAUAGGAGUUUCUGAUCUUAUGGUUCUAGAAUUGAACAUUGUUUAACCAUGCACAGGUUAGUAGACUUGUUUUAUGUGUAGAGUUUAGGAAAAAGUGAGAGAUUCUAUUUACAGUACAAUUCUUAAAAUCUUUAACAAAUUGCUGUUUGAAUAAUGCAAAAAUCAACAUAAGACCAGUGUGUCAGGUGUAACUGUAAUGCUUUACUGUGAAGAGAAUUCUAUAUGAUUUGUAUGAACGUGUGGUUGUUUUUUCACCUCCUUCAUUUAUCGGUUUUCAGCCAUCUAAUGCUAUGUCAAUCAUUUUAAUUUGUGUCUUACUCUUUCGGCUAGAUGAGACCCAUGAUAUUGCCAUAUGCAAGCAUCUAUACAGUAAAUGUAUAAUGGCCAGUAAUGUGUCCAAAAACACACUCUCUCUCUCUGACGUGUGCACACGCACAAACACGCACAUUUGUAGUCUUCCUUAUACACCUGCCUUUAACUGAUCAGACCAGUGUGUUUGAGAAGUAAAUCUAGGGGCUUUCACACCCACCCAGCAUUCCACGAACAAGCACCAAUAUUCUAAUUUUGUAAAUUGAGCUUAGAAUGUUUAGAA